Paramecium octaurelia is the source of this 854-nucleotide messenger RNA. Lineage: Eukaryota; Ciliophora; Oligohymenophorea; Peniculida; Parameciidae. The record is from the annotation of a GenBank genome assembly.
CACAUACAACUAAAUUUGUGAUUUCCCUUUUAUAGAAUUACGAAUUCAAUACUCCAGAUUGUGGGUUUUAAUUAAUUUAAAUUAAUAAACUCAACAUGGUAUUCUAUGUCUCUCAUAAUAGUAAAUUGCAGAUGAACAAUAAGAUGUAUAACAUUCCAUCCCAGACCUCGACAACGUGAACAUCAAAUUAGGAGACGACGAAAAGAAAGUUAAUCAAAUCUCAUCCAACACCGUCUCUCAAGUCCAAUAACCUCAAUAGGUAAACAUUCCAAUGCCACCACUCCCCCAAAAAACAGCAGAUCCUUCCUUUCUUUCAUAAUUGUUUCAUUGUCUAUUUAAGGGUCUUGCCAUCUUUGUGUAAAACAAGCAUUAUAAAUAGAUUUUUCAUUCCAGAAGGCUUACUAAAUCUCACAUACUGUUUUAUCGUCGUAGUGAUUUUAUCAGCAAUUGAUUUUUGGACCGUCAAGAACAUCACCGGAAGGUAGUAAUAGACAGUAACAUAGAAAACUUGUUGGUUUGAGAUGGUGGUCAGAAGUAAAGGAAGAUGGAUCUGAGGAAUGGAUAUAUGAAUCUCAGGUGGCUAAUUUUAUCCCUAAUCCAUUCAAUUCAAAUGUCUUUUGGUUUGCUUAAUUUGGUGUUGUAUUGACUUGGGGAAUCUUAAUCUUGUUAGAUUUAAUUGGUCUAAGAUGGUUCAAUGUAAACAUUAGCAUCUAAACUAGGCUGUCUUAGCAAUGACUGCCUUUUGCUUGACAGGAAUUAAUUUUGUGGGAUUCUAUAAAUGUAGAGGAGAACACCAAAAGAAAGCCAAAGAAUACAUGACUAAAAUUGGAUUGAAGGCAAUUUAGUAAUGGUGA